UCAUUAUUUUGUUUGUGGGUUCUGUAUGGAGGUUUGGAACAAUAAGCAGUCAGUGUUUGGAUUUGUUGUUUGAUUUUAUAAGGCCAUGGAUCAAGGGUGGAUAAGGUUCCCCUUGUUGGUAGUCGUCCUGCUUUUUUGGAUGAAUGCUGAUGGAUAUUCAUAUUCAACUUCUCCAAAUGCUGACCAAUGGUUGGGUCAGCCAUCUGAGAAAACUUUCUUGCCUCUGGUCGUCCAGUCUUCUGUGGCAGAAGCCCCUGUUACUGGGGUUUUGCUCGAAGAAGUGGUCUCUAGUUUGCCAAAAAACAGACCCAAGUUUAAUCUACUUCAGGUUGUUAAAGGUGGUGUUUCCAGCAGUUCUGACUCUACACCCCAAACUCUAUCUCUAAAUACCCCCUCCUCAGCUUCUCUGCCUGUGGAUCAAUCUGGUAAAAGUGGUUCAGUGUCAUUUAAGGGCUCAUCUGGAUCCACCACUGCAUAUGCUACAAGUGGUUCUGGACAAAUUGUUUUUGCGCAAAGGGAAAGUGGCAGCUUUUCUUCCAACGCUGGAGUUUCUGGCCAGUCCACUAAUGACCAGAGCUCCCCUAGUCUGUCUAGUUCAGCUUCUCAAGGUACCACAUAUGGAUUAACUUCCCUGGUUCAAGGUACAAAUCAGUUUGCUCCAGGAUCUUCAUCCUCUUAUGCAACCAUAUCAUUGCCCAAAUAUGUUAGCCAGUUGAAAACUGGACCAAGUUCAAAGCCAUUUAUGACUGUCUAUGGCACCCAGACUUUGCAAGGAAGUACCACAUAUGGUGGAAAAAUUCAGACUACAGAUACCGCAAGUCAGUUCGUUAAAGGAUCUACAUCUCCAGAUGUAGUAAUAUCCUUGUCCCAAGAUGUUUCUAGUCAGUCAGCUGUGCCCAGUUCAAAGCAGAUUACCUCGGUCUAUAGCACUCAGACUGGAUCCUCUGCUCCUUUUACUCUGCAAGAACUAUUCCAGGGUCAAGAUUCAACAAGCAAGUUUGUUUCAGGAUCUUUAACCCCAUCUGUAGCUGUAUCAUUGGCCCAAGGUGUUUCUAGCCAGUCAGCUUUACCAAGUUCAAAGCGUAUAACCUCUGUCUAUAGCACCCAGACAGGAUCCUCUGCCCCUUUCACUUUGCAGAGAUUAGUCCAAGCUCCAGAUAUGAGCACUGUGAUUUCAGGAUCUUUAACCCCAUCCGAAGCUAUAUUAUCGGCCCAAGGUGUUCCUAGCUAUUCAACUGUGCCAAGUUCAAAGAAGACCAUUACAUCCGACUUCAGCACUCAAACCGGAUCCUCUGCUCCUUUCACUUUCCAAGAAAGCACCACUUAUGGUGGACUCAUCCAGGCUCAAGAUACAAGUCAGUCUGUUUUGGGAUCAUCAACCCCUUAUGUUGCUGUGUCCAUACCCCAAGUCGUUACUAGUCAAUCAGCUAUGCCAAGUUCAAAGCAGACAACCUCUGUCUAUAGCACUCAGACAGGAUCUUCUGCUCCUUUCACUCUGCAAGAACUACUCCAGGGUCAAGAUUCAACAAGCAAGGUUGAUUCCGUAUCUUCAACCCCUUUUGUCUCUGUAUCAUUGCCCCAAGUUUUUACAAGUCAGUCAGCUACUGUGCCAAGUCCCAAGAAGCCAAUUACCUCUGUCUAUAGCACCCACAGACUAGUCCAGGCUCCAGGUGUACCCCACAAGGUUGUUUCAGGAUCCUUAACCCCAUCUGUAGCUGUAUCGUUGACACAAGGUGUUCCUAGCCAGUCCACUGUACCAAGUUCAAAGAAAACCAUUACCUCAGUCUAUAGCUCUCAAAAAGGAUCCUCUGCCCCUUUUACUUUGCAGAGACUAGUCCAAGCUCCAGAUACAACAAGCACCGUGAUUUCAGAAUCUUUAACCCCAUCUAAAGCCAUAUUAUUGACCCAAGGUGUUCCUAGCCAGUCAGCUGUUCCAAGUUCAAAGACUAUUACCUCAGUCUAUAGCACUCAAACAGGAUCCUCUGCCCCUUUCACUUUGCAGAGGUUAGUCCAAGCUCCAGAUACAAGCACUGUGAUUUCAGGAUCCCUAACCCCAUCUGAAACCAUAUUAUUGGCCCAAGGUGUUCCUAGGCAGUCGGCUGUGCCAAGUUCAAAGAAGACCAUUACCUCAGUCCACAGCACUCAAACAGGAUCCUCUGCUCCUUUCACUUUCCAAGAAAUCACUGCUAAUGGUGGACUGAUCCAGGCUCAAGAUACAAGUCAGUCUGUUUUGGGAAUAUCAACCCCUUAUGUAGCUGUGUCCAUACCCCAAGUCAUUACUAGUCAAUCAGCUGUUCCAAGUUCAAAGCAGACAACCUCUGUCUAUAGCACUCAGACAGGAUCUUCUGCUCCUUUCACUCUGCAAGAACUACUCCAGGGUCAAGAUUCAACAAGCAAGGUUGAUUCAGUAUCUUCAACCCCUUUUGUCUCUGUAUCAUUGCCCCAAGUUUUUACAAGUCAGUCAGCUACUGUGCCAAAUUCCAAGAAGCCAAUUACCUCUGUCUUGGGCACCCACAGAUUAGUCCAGGCUCCAGAUGUACUUCACAAGGUUGUUUCGGGAUCCUUAACCCCAUCUGUAGCAGUAUCAUUGGCCCAAGUUGUUCCUAGCCAGUCAGCUGUGCCAAGUUCAAAGAAGACCAUUACCUCAGUCUACAGCACUCAAACAGGAUCCUCUGCCCCUUUCACUUUGCAGAGGUUAGUCCAAGCUCCAGAUACAACAAGCACUGUGAUUUCAGGAUCUUUAACCCCAUCUGAAACCAUAUUAUUGGCCCAAGGUGUUCCUAGCCAGUCAGCUGUUCCAAGUUCAAAGAAGACUAUUACCUCAGUCUACAGCACUCAAACAGGAUCCUCUGCUCCUUUCACUCUGCAAGAACUUUUCCAGGGUCAAGAUUCAACAAGCAAGGUUGUUUCAGGAUCCUUAACCCCCUCUGUAGACGUAUCAUUGGCCCAAGUUGUUCCUAGCCAGUCAGCUGUGCCAAGUUCAAAGAAGACCAUUACCUCAGUCUAUAGCACUCAAACAGGAUCCUCUGCCCCUUUCACUUUGCAGAGGUUAGUCCAAGCUCCAGAUACAACAAGCACUGUGAUUUCAGGAUCUUUAACCCCAUCUGAAACCAUAUUAUUGGCCCAAGGUGUUCCUAGCCAGUCAGCUGUUCCAAGUUCAAAGAAGACUAUUACCUCAGUCUACAGCACUCAAACAGGAUCCUCUGCUCCUUUCACUCUGCAAGAACUUUUCCAGGGUCAAGAUUCAACAAGCAAGGUUGUUUCAGGAUCCUUAACCCCCUCUGUAGACGUAUCAUUGGCCCAAGUUGUUCCUAGCCAGUCAGCUGUGCCAAGUUCAAAGAAGACCAUUACCUCAGUCUAUAGCACUCAAACAGGAUCCUCUGCCCCUUUCACUUUGCAGAGGUUUGUCCAAGCUCCAGAUACAACAAGCACUGUGAUUUCAGGAUCCUUAACCCCAUCUGAAACCAUAUUAUUGGCCCAAGGUGUUCCUAGCCAGUCAACUGUUCCAAGUUCAAAGAAGACUAUUACCUCAGUCCAUAGCACCCAAACAGGAUCCUCUGCUCCUAUCACUUUCCAAGAAAGCACCACUUAUGGUGGAACGAUCCAGGCUCAAGGUACAAGCCAGUCUGUUUCGGGAUCAUCAACCCCCUUUGUAGCUGUGUCCAUGCCCCAAGGUGUUACUAGUCAAUCAGCUGUGCCAAGUUCAAAGCAAAUUACCUCUGUCUAUAGCACCCAGAUAGGAUCGUCUGCCCCUUUCACUUUGCAGAGUAUAGUCAAGGCUCAAGAUACAAGCAAGGUUAUUUCAGAAUUUUCAGCCCCAUCUGUUGCUGUAGCACUAGCCCAAGCUGUUCCUAGCCAGUCAGCUGUACCAAGUUCAAAGCAGAUUACCUCUGUCUUUAAGACUCAACAAGGAUCCUCUGCUCCGUUCACUUUCCAAGGAGGCACCACAUAUGGCGUACCGAUUCAGGCUCAAGAUACAACAAGCCAGUUUGUUUCACGAUCUUCAACCCCUGUUGUAGCUGUGUCAUUGCCCCAAGAUGUUGUUAGUCCAUCAAUAACUGUGCCAAGUUCAAAGAAGCCCAUUACCUCCGUUUAUGGCACUCUGACUGGGUCUUCUGCUCUCUUCACUUUGCAAGGUCUACUCCAGGGUAAGGAAUCAACAAGCCAGGUUGUUUCAGUAUCUUCCCCCUAUGUGGCUGUAUCACUGCCCCAAGGUAUUACUAGUCAGUCAACAAUUGUGCCAAGUUCAAAAAAGACCUUUACCUCCGUCUAUGGCACUCAGACAGAGUCCUCUACUCCUUUUGUACUACAAGGAACACUCGAGAGUCAAGAUUCAACAAGCCAGGUUGUUUCUGUAUCGUCAACCCCAUAUGUAUCUGUGUCCUUGCCCCAAGAUGUUACUAGUCAGUCAGCUGUGCCAAGUUCAAAGCGGAUAACCUCGGUCUAUAGCACCCAGACGGGAUCCUCUGCCCCUUUCACUUUGCAGAGACUAGUCCAGGCUCAAGAUGCAACAAGCGAGAUUGGUUCAGGAUCUUCAACUCCAUCUGUAGUUGUCACUGGACCAAGGUGUACCAAGUUCAAAGCAGAUUACCUCUGUCUAUGACACUCAGACAGGAUCAUCGGCUCCUUUCACCUUGCAAGGAGGCACCGCAUAUAGUGGACUAACUCAGGCUCUAGAUUCAGCAAGCCAGGUUGUUUUAGGAUCUUCAUCCCCAUAUGUAGCUGUAGCAUUGCCCCAAGUUGUUACUAUUCAGUCGACUACUGUGCCAAGUUCAAAGAAGCCAUUUGCCUCUGUCUAUGGCACUCAGACUGGGUCUUCUGCUCCCCUCGCUUUACAAGGACUACUCCAGGGUCAAGAAUCAAGCCAGGUAUUUUCAGUAUCUUCCCCUUAUGUGGCUGUUUCACUGCCUCAAGGUAUUACUAGUCAGUCAACAACUGUGCCAAGUUCAAAGCAGAUCACCACUGUCUAUGGAACUCAGACCAGUUCUUCUGCUCCCCUCACUUUGCAAAGACUAUUCCAGGGUCGAGGUUCAACAAGAGUUUCAGGAUCUUCUUCCCCAUAUGUAGCUGUAUCAUUGCCCCAAGGUGUUAAUAGUCAGUCAAUGACUGUGCCAAUUUCAAAGCAGAUCACUUCUUCUGUCUAUAGCACCCAAACUGGAUCCUCUCCCACUCUGAAUGUGCAAGGACUACUCCAUCCUCAGGAUUCUACUGAUCAGUUUACUUUAAGACGUGACUCUGUCAAGGGCUAGGAGACUGUUAAACUGUCAUGUUUCAAUUUUUGUUUGCAACUGGUUUUUAAAUAAAAAUUUGAAGUCUGGGAUG
Danio rerio (zebrafish) is the source of this 5322-nucleotide messenger RNA. The record is from RefSeq and is a predicted model, not a curated record. Lineage: Eukaryota; Metazoa; Chordata; Actinopteri; Cypriniformes; Danionidae.